Messenger RNA from Saccostrea cuccullata (small rock oyster), 2766 nucleotides. RefSeq lists its product as uncharacterized. Lineage: Eukaryota; Metazoa; Mollusca; Bivalvia; Ostreida; Ostreidae. Gene Ontology annotation, cellular component: membrane. The transcript has 18 exons. The coding region runs from base 235 to 2766 and encodes 843 amino acids. The record is from RefSeq and is a predicted model, not a curated record.
UAAUACACUACAAUUCUGUCUUUUAACCAUGUGUUCUCUUCGCGUGGAGAAGAUGAAAUAAGAAUAAGAAGAAUUAGGAUUUAAUGAGGAAAAGUUCACAAAAGGAAAACUUACAGGAUAACCGACUCGUUGUGAGGAGGUGCUAAAUCUGUACUUGUCUUGAGAAGAGUCAUUCGUGCUUACAACAAAAUCUUAUGACUCUGUACUUCAACCUAAAAAGAUAUUCAUCGAAACAUGUUUUGUGCACUGUUGAUAAUAUUCCUUUUUGAAGAAAUCAUAAGUUCGGAAGAAAUAGAAUACGUAUAUGUUGACAAGAAUAUGAGCUGGAUUGAAGCUAGAAACUUCUGCAAAGAGGAGUUUGGAGCACGUUUGUCGACAUUAGAUCAAACGAAUGUUGGAGCCUUUCAGCAAUCAUGUUUAAGUGGUGAUUUUCAAGAUAUGUGGACGAAUACCUUCAUUUCCUCUACACCAUAUUUGACUGUUGUUGGAUGCUUUUACAUACCAGACAACAAGACUUUCCAUAAUUUAAGUAGUCUUUCCAUAUACGAGUGCCAAUUUCUGUGCAGUAAUUAUUCUAGAUUUGCAAUAAAGUUAAACAAAUGCCUAUGCUUAGAAAGAAAUGAAAUAUUUGGAAAACAGAAACGUGCAAGUAUGUGUAAUAUAUUCUGUGAUGAAGAAACAUUUUGUGGAGGCAUUGAUAACUGGAACAUAUACGAUGUCGCGGAGGACGAACCAGUUCAAAUAAAUGAGCCAUUAAAAUCACAGAAAAUGUCUUGCCUAACCCAUCAGUGUGUAAACAAUCGUAACCUAUUCAGGGAAAGGAAUUGCUUCAACGCCAACGUCUCUGAAGUUUCAUGCGUUGGUUUCUCCUCUUGUACGUUUGAGCCUGGGGAACCUUGUUUUCUGAUUCAGGACAAAGGAAACACUGUUGACUGGAUUGUGAAAACAAGUAUCAAAAAUAGUCGCCCAGAUAAAGCCUAUGAUGGAGCAUAUUUUGCAUACAUAGAAGACAGUGGUUUUACCUUAAAUCAAGAGACCCGUCUCAUUUCUUCCAUUUUUACUUCAGAUUAUAAUUGGUGUUUACGUUUCCGAUACUUCAUCAUAAGUGAUAAUUCCAUAGCAGUUGCAUUAAAAGUUGUUAUCCGCAAGAUUGCCAAAAUGUCUCUCAGCGAUCAGUUUACAUUAGCUCAAACAGAAGAAGAAUGGAGAUAUCAUGAAUUUGACAUAAGAAUGGAUGAAGACUUUACAAUUUUCUUUGAGACCCAAAAAAAAGAGAUGAAAAAGAAUUCCACUAUAGCUAUAGAUGAUGUGACGAUGAUACAGGGGAAUUGCAAUGGACUACUCACUAAACUGCUAUACAUGAAAGGGAAUAUGCAAUGUACUUUUGAAGGAAAUAGAGAUACCUGUUUUGUUCAGGAUGAAUCUAAUGACUUUGACUGGAAAAUUCAAGCAGGAAAAAAAAGGUCAGGAAAUACUGGACCUGUAAGAAGCACUGAGGGGAAGUACUAUAUGUAUAUAAAAGCAUCGGAUAAAGAAACUGGAAAGAGAGCUGUGUUAAUUUCAAAGUUUGAACUAAAUGGUGUCUCUAUUAACAUAAGCAUGCAGUAUAACAUGUAUGGUGGAAACGUAGGACGUCUAAGGUUGUACCUAAAAAACGACAAUAAAACAGAGAUUACAUUACUUGAUUUAAGUGGCGAUCAAGGCAAUUCAUGGAAAAAUUAUACAAACAUCACAGAAGUAACAACAAAAUCAAAGGUUUAUAUAGAAGCAACACGCGGGGAAGCAGCUGAAGGAUAUAUUGCUAUCGACGAUAUACAGUUCAGGAUAAUUUACAACCAUUCAAUUAGGAACUGGAAGAGUGCCAGUCAGAAAUGUAGAAGAAUAAUGGACACAUACCCUGUAGCCAUACAUCAGAUAGAAAACAGCACCUGUUGGCUAGACAGUCCAGAGCAAUGGAUAGGUGUAUUCAAAGCAAGGAAAAUGUAUUCAGGCAAAGACGAUCGUGGAAGAAAUCCUACGUUGGUAGGGCUACUGAGAAGAGCAAACAACAUUACUACUACGGUUUGGGAAGAUUUAGAACUAAAUAAUUCAAGACCAUUUGCUUGCGAAUCAGAAAGAUUGAAUUCAACCCAAAAAUGCAAACCGAAUAUGAAGAAAGGAAAUCUCAAUUUCAACAAUUCUCUAACUGAGGAAUCUAUCGAAACAUUUAUGAUACCUGUCCUCAUUGCUUCUCUAUUCCUCAUUAUUGCAGUCAUUGUUGGGAUAGCUAUUCUUUAUAAACGGAAGAAAAAUAGCGAGAAAAAUGGAAACAUUUCCUCUGUAGAAUUAUCAACUUUAGCAAACACGAGUCGGCAUCAAGAAACAUUGUCUACUGGUAAAAACACAAUGAGUCCCAAACUUUUGGAAGAAGACUACGACCAUCUCCACGACGAAAAGAAUACUAGGACGUCACCAGAUGGAGUCUAUAGUCACAUGUUAGACAAUCAAUACGGUGUACAAGAAAAAGAAUUAUCCAAUGAUACGUAUGACUAUCCCGUAGGCUCGGAAAAUGAAUAUGAAGCAUCACAACGUCACAAAAUUAACAAUAUUAUGACGUCAACGAAAGAUGAUCUUUAUAACCACAUGUUAGACAAUCAGUAUGGUCAAAAAGAAAAUUUAUCUCAUGAUACUUACGACCACGCCAUGAGGUUGGAGGGUGAAUAUGGAGCUCAACGCUGUAAUCAGAAUUUGAAUGAUACAUCCCAGCAGGCACACAACGUUGUUUAA